CAGAGAGCUUGGCAGCGCCGGCCGAGCGGCACCGCGAGGAGCGGCCGCCGGGCUGCCCGGAGGCCACAACCCCACUCGUGGAAAGUGGAAACUACACCUCCGCCCACCGCCGGGCGUCGCAGAACCAGGACCGUAAGCUACAGGGAGACCAUGAGGGGAGCAGCCAAGCAGUCGAAGUGGAGGAAGGCCGGCUUUCUGGUGCGAAACGUCACGGCCACGCGCGACGUCGCGACGACCGGUUUUGAAGUGCUCGACGGCAAGGGCCUACCGAUAAAAAUCGUCGAUCAAAAGACGGGCGAGGAACUAAAUGAGCUCCUCCCACUCACGGGGUCGCUCAACCUCGUGAGAAGGACGGCGGCGGCGCAGUUUGGGUACACGAAACAAGUUGUGGUGGACGUUUGUCCGAAGCCACCUGCUGGUAAGAAAAAACGCCAUCUGGGCCACCCCACCGAGCGGGUGCGCAUGAAAAGGUUAGUUGAGUGGGAGGACUGCUGGAGGGAGUGGGUCGACGGCUGUGGUGCUAGGCGCGACGAGGAGGUCGACUUUCGGGUGCUGAAAGCGGCUUCUACUGCUAGAUCAGAAAAAUACGGGGAAGACGGCCGCCGCACGGCUUUGGAAGAUCUUGAAAUGUUGGCGUCGACUUCUGCAAAUUUGCGGGGUUUUGACGAGAACGCUUGUCGAGCUCUAAGUGAGUGUUUACAGUCUGUGCCUUUGGACGAGGCCUCGGCGAGGGUCGUCUGGCGCCUCGCGGCGCAUUUAGAUAGGCGCAUGGCGUCCUUGCUCUGGGGCCAGCGUUUGGUGGACGCGGUCUGCCGCGACAAGGGUGUUGAACAUGCUUCUGCGCUCGCGUGCUGCCUCGAAUCGCCCGGAAACGCGCCGCGAGAUUUUGAUCCAGUGCCCUGCCUCCUUCAAUUAAUAGCGAAGGAAGCCACUUCCAAAAUAGCGGCGAACGCCCUCUGCGGGUGGCUAUCAAAUGUGCCGGCCGCGCGCGCGGCGUUCGCGGACCAACAUCGUUUGCAAAGUCUGGGGCCCUUCCUCAAAUCACCUUCGACGGAGCUGGCGGCCGCGAUCUGCCAGGCCGCGAGUUGUGUCUUGCGGGACGAGCAGGCGUCGAUCCUGCCCGCGGAUGCCGCGUCCUUGAUACGCCCGCUCGCCGACCUGUGCGACCAACUACUCAAGGCGGUGGCGACGCGGUCCGACGCUGUGCGGCUCCUGGAUGACGAAGCGGCGGUCGCGUCGACACGCGCGCGGCUGGCGCUGGCGCAGCGGUCCCAAGGACUUAGUGAUUCGCCGCGGCUCCUGGCGCACGCGACCGUCGCCCUCUGGAGCGCGGCCCGCGCGGCGGUCGACGGAGAUCCGACCGAGUGGGGCCCGGUUCUGCACAGUGGAAACGCCGACAAGGUGUUGCACGUGUGCCUCGCCGUCGCGGCACGGGCCAAGGCGCACCUCGUGGACGAUGAAGCGGAACCGGACGCCUGGGCGCCGGCGCCGGCCUUUGAGGACUGCGCUUGCGCACCGGCGCCGGCACCGGCGCCCGUCGAGGCCAUCCCUCCAGGGGAGGCGGCCGCCGGCGUGUCUGCCGCCGGUGCCGCUCUUGGCACGCUCGCCGUGCUGGGGCCCUGGUGUUUCAAAUGCAAAUGCAAAGUCUUCGAGCAUGAAGUGCCGGCGCUGUGCCUGGCGCUCGUUGAGGCAGCGCGGCCCCGCGGGUCGGCGGCGUGCGUGGUCACGCGCCCGAUCGACGACGAAGAGCGGACCAGUUUGGUCGGAGGGCCGGCGUGGCACGUCAUGGAGACGGCUGCGGCAUGUUUGAGCGAAUUUGGACGGUCCGAAGCGAGCGAGUUUGGAUGUUCCGCGCCUUCCGCAGAACUAAAUUGGGCGCGCGAGGAACACAAUACUUGCAUAAGGGCCUUAGCAUCCAUAAGAACGGCGGAGGACCGCAUCCGGUACGCCGGGGACGACGCGGAGGCGGAGGCCGCGUUGCGGCGCACGGCACAGCACCUCGCGUCCUUCGUGGCUCGAUGCGCAGCGCGGGACAACUACGACGGGAGAGCCAACAGUCCGGACCCACACGACAACAACAUACUACACACUGAAGGGUGGCGCAAGUGCGACGUCGAGGCCGCGGUCGCAUUGUGCACGUCGGAGCGGAGCGGCAAGGUGCGCGGCCAUGGCUGCCGCGCCCUCUGGGCGCUGCUGCGGCGGAAAGAACAUCGACGCGCCGCCGCGAGGGCGGGCGCGGCGCACCUGUUGCUCGAUUGUAUUCGCUGCCCGGACGUUGACGACGCCGUCGCGUUGGCCGCACUAGCUUUGCUCGCGCGGACCGAGGGCCGAGCUCUACUUGAAGCGGGCGGCCUGGAGCGCCUCGCGGAUGAAGCAGGGAGGGCCUUCGCGCGCGAGCGCACGGCAGACGCCGGAGACAUGGCCCGAUUCGUCCACAUACGGUCGCUGGCCGUCGCCGCUUUAUAUGCGCUCGUCCGCGGCCGCGAGGUCGACGAGUCAAGACUCGAUUCUUUGGAUGAGCGCCCGAUGCCCGUCGCCGCGUUACUAGCGAAGGACGCGGCGUCUCUUAGUGAAGCGGGGCCGGGCCUCGCCCUGAGAGCGGGGUCCGUCUUGCUCGGCGUCGCGCUGUGCGACCAAUCACUUAGGCAAAGAGCCGCGCUCCAGCGAUGUACGGAAGCGGGCUUCCUCGAAAGCGUAUUAGGAGCCCUCGUCGUGGCCUGCGCGUCCUUCCUGCCUGACAAUGAAGCCUGGUCUUCUGGCAAUCUCGCCGCUUCUGUAAGGGCCGUCGUCUUACUCACGACGGCGCCCGCUUCGAGGAAGCGCCUGGGCGUGGACCGUUCCUUGGUAAGAGCCCUCGCAUCAGUAGCGCGCCACGGCGACGGCGCGGAUCAAGAUGAUGAUGUCAAUACGCCGCGGUCCGCGUCCCUCGCUUCAUUAUCGGCCAAGAUCAGAUCAAUAACCGCGGACGCCUUCCGCGCGCUGCUCAAUUUGUCGGCGGAGCCCUGUGCAAGGCCGGCCCUCUGCGACGCGGCGGUCCCGCUGCUGCUCAAGGCCGCGGCGUACGUCGAUGGACUCGGCGACUUCGCGCGCGCGGUCUUGGCCAACCUCAUGUGCGACGGCGCUUCUCGAGCCGCUUUAUACCACUACCAGCUCGCCGAGGCCUCCAAAGGUGUGAUAGAGCAGCGGAAGACCAUAAAAAGGAGGCGGCCGCCGAAGGAGAUUAAGUCUAGGGCGGACCUGUAUCCGGUGGCACCGCCGUUGGUGCCGCCGGCCGUCAAUACCUUGUUGAGGGGCAGCGCCCUGAACCUGUGGCAAGCUGAUGGUACUGAGCUGAAGAAGCUGAACGCGACUCAUAAAUCGACACUAUUAUUGGGCGGCGCGGACGGUUCUAGGUGGAAACCGCCCGUGUCUAGGUUUUGCGGCGUCGAUACGACGCUGCCGGAAGCCGAACCCGAGCCCGUCGAAGCGCCGGCGCCCGCGCCCGCGCCGCAAGAGGAGCCGGAGGCCACGCCCGAAGCCCGCAAGAGCCCGUCAAAGGCUGGUAUAUUGGCCAAGUUGCUCACGCGCCCGGACGACGCUGAGGUGCGCGAGAAGUUGGCGCGGGGCCACCAGACCGUCGAGGCCGGUCCCUCGUCACCACCGGAGCCAUCAUCAUCACCAGACGCGUCCUGGGUCGUGUUAGCAUCGACAGACACGUCUGAAAAAGAAUUCUUCCACUUCGCGUCCGAUGGGAGGAGGCGGACGUUGGAUAGGGCGCCGCCCAAGCUCGUGAAGUGGAAGCGAGUCGCGGGCGCGCGCGUCUCCGAGGGCCUCUUCGACUCAGUCGGCAACGAUAAUGGAGAGGGCUGCUACUUCUACCACGCGCCCCAGGUCGCUUGCGUGGCCUCCGCGCCUGACGCCUUGCUCCAGCUCCCGCAUCCUUUACUGGAAGUGGCCAUGCAAGGACCUCGUCUCGCAAGGGCGCCUCCCAUAAACCUCCCUCCCGUCAUUCUCGCUAAAAAAGCACCCAGACCAUCACCGAUGGACAGCAUGAUACCUGUCCUACCGUUGACGCUGGUCACGUCACAACUCGGCGACGCAUGCGAGGAGGACGAGGAAGACGACUGGCGCGUCGAGCAGUCGCUCUACGCGCAGCGCCAGUUCCAGACCGACUUUAACACCUUUGACGACUCUGAGGAAGUAUCACGAAAUGUCCUGGCCGCCGACUGGGAUUCGAUCAAAACAAACACUGCUCUCGUCGAGCUGCUAGAAAAAUGCGAGAAGGAUGGUGCCAAAAACGACGAGAAGAAGCACAAGUCGCGGAUGAAGCUGGCCAAGCAACGGGCUUUGGCUGUGGAGGAGUACAAGCUCGAGCUCGAGAAGCAGAAGGUCGCCAUAUCUGGGCUGGAGGACAUCGAGGUCGAGGGUGUCGUUCAAACACAGCUGCCUGACGAAUUACAGCAGGAGGUCGAGGUGGGGGAAACGCCCAAGCCGCCCUCGGGCCUCGAUGUGGUGCUCGAGAGCGUCCACGAUUCAUUAAAGAAGGACUUCCGUGUUAUUGCGAGGGUCUUCGACCACUACUGCGCGUGCCAGAACUUCCUCAAGAUCCGAUCCAAGCGGGCAUCUAGAGGAUCGAUGGACACGCUCCAGUCGAGUGCCAUGGACACCCUCGACAGCUCGCUGCAGAGCCUCGACUCGCCGACGGUGGCGAGCCUCGAGUCGACGGUGAUGAGUCCCCUGAAUUCGCCGUCCGCAUCAGUUGUAGGUUUCUUCAGCGCGCCGGAGUCGGCCAAUUAUGUGGACCCAAGUAAUUUGUUCGGCCUCCACGAGCCGCACUUCCGCGUCUUUCUCAGGGAGAUCGGCCUGAAGCUGCCCGGGCGGAAGGCGCGCAAGACCUUCGAGCGGGCCGCCGAGGGUCCCACGCUGACGCGGGCGACGUUCCUGCACGCGCUCGUGAGACUCGCGUUGCGCGCGUCCAAGAAGCGGCCCCACCAGGCCAUCUCCAAACUGAUGGGCCGCGUCUCAAAAACGCCGGCCGCGGCCGAUGAUGAUCAUAGGGCCAAGUUGUUUUAUGCGAGGGACACGGAGCGGGCCUUUGGCGCGCACGUCAAGGAGCUCCAACGACUUUUUGUGGUGUACUCUGCCUCUGAUGAUGAUGCGACGCGCGUCAUAGCGCACGUGAACGGGCGGCUGCCCCUCCAGAAGUGGCUCGACCUGAUGAGUGACGGAGACGUCCUGCAGACGACGUAUAUGGAACUGACGCCGCAGGUGCUACACCUGGCCUUCUUCCGGGCGCGGCCCCUUAGUUUGGUACCGGAGCAGGCCUUAGCCUUCGUGGACUUUCUCGAAGCGCUGUCGCGCGUGGCCGCUGCGUGUGCGGAGCUGCCGGGCGCGUGCGACUUCUCGGAUCCUUUGAAAAUUGAGGACGUGCUGGAAACGCAGCGGGCGGAAAAGCGGCGCGAGGCGGCGGAGCAGGCGCGGGCGGCCAUCCUCGCCGAGCAGGAGGCGGCGAAACCGAAGAAGAAGGGUAAGAAAGCGGGCUCGUCCGUCAAGACGGCGUUAGGGGUGGACCUCGCGGCUUUGCGGGACGCUCCUUCCGUUGAUGUACCGGAGGAAGUUGAUGUCCCGGUCUCCGACGCGGCGCUGCGAAAAGUGCAUGCCGCGAAGCUAGACUGGCUCCUGCGCCACGUCAUCGCGCGGGUCGCGCUGAAACGGAAUGGGGUGUUGUUGGGUGGCGGCAAACCGCUCUCCCUAAUCCCGAAGUACCUCAGCAAAGCGCAGCUGUCGGACCCGCGCUCGACGCGGACAUCUUUAGAUUUCCCGCUGUGGUGCGCGGAACAGGACGUCGCGGCGCAGGAGCCCGACGGGGACGGGGCCGUGGAGGAGACGGAGGAUAUGUGAUAAGUACCACAG
Pelagomonas calceolata is the source of this 5892-nucleotide messenger RNA. Lineage: Eukaryota; Pelagophyceae; Pelagomonadales; Pelagomonadaceae. The record is from the annotation of a GenBank genome assembly.